Molecule: messenger RNA, 1074 nt
Organism: Pistacia vera
Lineage: Eukaryota; Viridiplantae; Streptophyta; Magnoliopsida; Sapindales; Anacardiaceae
Exons: 1
Coding region: 1-1074 (357 amino acids)
Source: RefSeq, a predicted model, not a curated record
AUGGACGUUCAUAAUGCCUUUCUUCACGACGAUCUUCAUAAAGAAAUUUAUAUGGAUAUUCCUCCAGGACUUCAACGACAGAAGGAGAAUAUUGUAUGUCUUCUACAAAAGUCCCUACAUGGAUUAAAACAAGCAUCUAGGCAGUGGAAUGAAAAAUUCACAAAGGCACUCACAAGUAAUGGCUUCCUUCAGUCCGAACAUGAUUAUGCAUUCUUCUUGAAGCGCAAAGGUAAUUCUUUCAUUGCACUCAUCAUAUAUAUUGAUGAUAUCCUGAUCACAGGAAAUGAUGAAGUCGCUAUCAAAAGCUUGAAGGAACAUCUCAACAAACAUUUUCACAUAAAAGAUCUGGGGGAACCGAAAUAUUUCCUAGGGAUUGAAAUUGCAAGAUCUCACAUAGGAAUAUCUCUAAGUCAAAGGAAAUAUGUUCUUGAACUUGUAUCAGAUUCUGGACUGUCAGGAUGCAAGCCGAGUGCUAUCCCUGUUAAACAAAAUUCAAAACUAACCACUCAAGAGUAUGAUAAAGUGGCAUCAUCAAUAGAAAUAGAUCCACCAUUAGAAGAUGCAUCUCAUUAUCAGAGACUUGUAAGUCGUCUCAUUUAUCUCACUAUGACACGACCAGACAUUAGCUAUGCAAUGCACAUCCUCAGUCAGUUCAUGCAUGGACCAAAACACUCUCACAUAGACCCAGCAAUAAAGGUGAUAAAGUACCUAAAAGGUUGUCCUGGCCUUGGACUUCUAUUACCACGAAAUGCUGAUCUAGAUAUCACAGCCAAUUGUGAUUCAGAUUGGGGCACAUGUCCAAUGACAAGAAAGUCCCUUACCGGUUUCUGCAUAAAACUUAGGGGAGUUCUCAUCUCCUGGAAGACAAAGAGACAAUCCACAGUAUCCCUAUCAUCAGCAGAAGCUGAAUACAGAGCUAUGACUAAAACUACAUGUGAGAUCACAUGGAUCCUUAGAUUACUAGGAGAUUUGGGAGUGCAAGUAAAAGGGCCUGUUCAAAUGUACUAUGAUAAUAAAGCAACAAAUGAUAUUGCAACAAACCCAGUUUUUCAUGAUAGGACAAAACACAUAUAG